Penaeus chinensis is the source of this 1347-nucleotide messenger RNA. RefSeq names its product Down syndrome cell adhesion molecule-like protein Dscam2. Gene Ontology annotation, biological process: homophilic cell-cell adhesion. The transcript is spliced from 7 exons. Bases 1 to 1347 code for a protein of 448 amino acids. NCBI's taxonomy places the organism in Eukaryota, Metazoa, Arthropoda, Malacostraca, Decapoda, Penaeidae. Gene Ontology annotation, cellular component: plasma membrane. The record is from RefSeq and is a predicted model, not a curated record.
AUGAAUAAAAGCACCUACAGGGGUUUCAUAUACCGGCUAAUAACAGAGCGCACGAAUGUUGCUGAUCGAACAAAAAUGUCACUGAUUACUUGUCACAUCAGCAAGGACAGGGACCCAUCAGAGCUUACUACCUGCUUCACCUUCCGGAGCGACCUGACCCUGGGCGAGCGCGUGUCGGUGCAGUGCACGGUCAACGGCGGGGACACGCCCCUGCAGGUGACGUGGACGAAGGACGGCAUGGCGGCGGAGAGCGUGGGCGGCGUGCAAGUGCGCAACCUCGACCUGUACUCGGCCAUUCUCACGAUCAGCCACCUGGCGCCGCUGCACGCCGGCAACUACACGUGCACGGCCACCAACGACGCCGCCAGCGUUUGGGUUUAUUUCUCUCACGCUUUCUCCCGUUCUCUCCCUGGCUGGUGCGAUGCGUGCCUCUUGGCGCCUCCCUUGGGCUGCCGGCGCCGUGUAGAACCCCCAGUCAUCAGCCCUUUCAGCUUUGGCCCCACCAACGAGGGCGAGCGGGUGAGGGUGGUGUGCGCGGUCAAGCGAGGCGACCCGCCGGUCACGCUGGUCUGGCUCAAGGAUGGCGCGCCCAUCGCCCAGGACACGGCCGCCGGCCUCACCAUCCUUGCCCUCGACCAGUACUCCAGUUCCCUCCUUUUGCCUCACGUCCACGCACACCACAGUGGCAACUACACGUGCCAGGCCACCAACGCCGUCCGCUCGGUCUCCCACUCGGACAUCCUCGACAUCCAAGUGCCUCCGUCGUGGAUUGAAGCUCCCCGGGACACCUCAGUCACCCUGGGGGGCUCUGUCGUCGUCCCCUGCCACGCCCACGGCUCUCCCACGCCCAAGGUGACCUGGAGGCGCACUCGAGAGGACCAGCCAGGCCAAUACAGCCCGAUCCUAGGCAGCGGGCAUGGGCAGGGCGUGGGCGUAGCGAUGAACGGGAGCCUGGUGGUCGUGGGCGCGCGGUCGGAGGACGAGGGGCAGUACCUGUGCGAGGCGGUGAAUGGGGUCGGCGGUGGGCUGUCGGCUCUCAUCUCCCUCACAGUCAAUGCGCCCCCUCGGUUUGAUCCCGGGUUGCAGCGGCAGGUGUCAGUGCGAAGGGGGUCCCGUGCAACCCUUCUGUGUCACGCCCACGGAGACCCGCCCAUCACUCUUCUUUGGCAGGCCACCCACACUCGCGUGCACGAUCACAGGGGCUUGAAAGCCUUUUACCCUUUUUUAAAAGUUAACCCCUUCCCUCCCGUGACCUCGCCCAGCGUGGUUCGCGAGGUCGACGGCGGGGCGCGGGGCGAGCUUUGGGCAUUCCCGCAGCCAAAAUGGAGGACGCCCGGGGGGGGCUAA